AUGAGCUUCAACCAACUACAUAGCGGAGAAGGUGCUGCAGGCAGACCCAACCACGACCAUGCCAACAAUCAACAGUGGGCGGGAGCUGAGUCAGUAUACGCUGCAAACGCAGCCCUUGCCCGCGGUAAAACGGACACCGAAGCCGAUCAGCGGUUGAGGUAUGACCGGGUCGAAAUGCAGAAUGCACACUUGACCUCGCCUCACCUUCGAGGAGGCUUCGCUGGAGUUGAGAAUGACAGGCUACUACCCAAUUAUCGCCGUCCGACUGUUGAAGACGACGUCGGUAUUCUCAACAACCGCCAGGUUCCUCGUCGUGCGCCGGCGGAACAUAACUACGUCCUACCUGAGAUGCAACGCGGGCGUCAAGAGCCGAACGAUGGACCAGGACGGCCUUACAGAGGCGUUGCUGUUCACUCUGACAAGGCAGCUGGAGCUCCACUCAAUGGAUUGGACAAGCGCCGUCGAGUCCAGCGGAAGCAGGACGAACGCGAAUUUCGGGGGCGCAUGCGACGCCCUGAUCCCCACGUGCGUUAUUCCGGCUUGUCCGCAGAGCUCCAAGAGGAUUUGCGGGUGACGGAGGAGCUUGAUCGUGCGAGGGCAGCAGAUCUCCCUCGGUGUCGGUACGACGAGCAGGGGCGGUUACGACCACUGGAAGGGCAGAGGCGGCUGCAACGAAUGGCGGAGGAUAAGUGGGUGCGACGAAUGGAAGGGCAGGAAGAGCAGAGGCGGUUGCAACGAAUGGAAGAGGAAGAAGAGAGCUACUCUCUCUCGUCAUCGAGCGACUCCUCAUCGAGCGACUGUGACGAGGAAGACAGACGAUACGGUCCGGGUGUGGGUUGUCGCUAG
Molecule: messenger RNA, 846 nt
Organism: Ascochyta rabiei
Lineage: Eukaryota; Fungi; Ascomycota; Dothideomycetes; Pleosporales; Didymellaceae
Exons: 1
Coding region: 1-846 (281 amino acids)
Source: RefSeq, a predicted model, not a curated record